GGGAACGCGGCCUCCGCGCUUCCGGUAUCUUGAUCUUCCAGGGCUAAGUGCCGCUGCUCGGCGCUGGAGUCGCCGUGCCGCCGCCGGGAUCAUGGUGUUCUACUUCACUAGCAGCAGCGUUAACUCAUCUGCUUACACUAUUUACAUGGGAAAGGAUAAAUAUGAAAAUGAAGAUCUGAUAAAGUAUGGCUGGCCUGAAGAUAUUUGGUUUCAUGUGGACAAACUCUCUUCGGCUCAUGUAUACCUUCGAUUACAUAAGGGGGAGAAAAUAGAAGACAUUCCAAAGGAAGUACUGAUGGACUGUGCCCAUCUUGUGAAGGCCAAUAGCAUUCAAGGCUGCAAGAUGAACAACGUCAAUGUGGUUUAUACCCCGUGGUCUAACCUGAAGAAAACGGCCGACAUGGAUGUGGGACAGAUAGGCUUUCACAGGCAGAAGGACGUGAAAAUUGUGACAGUAGAGAAGAAAGUGAAUGAGAUCCUGAACCGAUUGGAAAAGACCAAAAUGGAGCGGUUCCCAGACCUAGAGGCAGAGAAAGAAUGCAGAGACCGCGAAGAGAGGAAUGAGAAGAAAGCCCAGAUUCAGGAAAUGAAAAGGAAAGAAAAGGAAGAGAUGAAAAAGAAGAGGGAGAUGGACGAACUUAGGAGCUAUUCAUCACUAAUGAAAGUUGAGAAUAUGUCUUCAAAUCAGCAAGUGUGUGACAGCUGGGAAAUGAGGACAGCACGGCGGGUGCUUCAGCAGGCUCACGUUCAAGUUGGGCUUCGUGAGAGCUCUUCUCUGCCAAGUGCACGUGGGCCCAGCACAGGGCAAGAGACUCGUGUGCGUUAUAUCAUUUCACAAACGACAUGCAUGAUGCCACCCACGUUUUCAUCACGUUCUGGAUGAAUGAUAUGUAAACUAGAAUACAAGCUGAUAGUUUGAGAAGAACCAAGUGUGUGGGGGGGAUUUCACUUUUACUUUUCUCCUCCAUGAUGCAGUCUCACUGAUGGGAUGUGUAAUUAUUUUAGGCAUGUAGGAAGAAGGAGGUUCUCGGCUACCUGAGAUGAUGCCCUUUGAGCAGUCAGUUUUGCCCUUUAGCAGGAAGAAGAGAGCAAAUUACAGUAAAGGGAAGAUGGCCCAAGAAUUCCAGGAAGAGAACUGAAGAACUCAGAGCCUGAGGGCCGUGAUCUUUGAGCCCUAGAAUUUGAAGUCUAUGACUCAUUCCCCGCCCCCCUAGAGUUCCUAGGGGUCUGCCUGAGACCCUGACCCUGAAAUGAGGUGCAAAACAUGUAGACUUGCUGGAAUGGUAUCACUGAUGAAUGUCGUAUCUCUGGGCCAGCGUUCUGUUUAUAGAGUCACCCCUUCUGUGACAGUGCCUAUUCUAACGUUACCCAGUAUGUUGGCAGGAGGUAUCAGGAUAGAAGGAGCCACAGAAACAGUCAGGCUUUGCUCCCAACUAUAAAAAGCAUGUUUGACUUCUUAAAUGUUUAUUAGAGGAUGCUGGGUUCUGUUUGUCACUAGUCAAGGCAAUACCUGCGCCCUUUUGGUUUUAACUGCCUUAGCUACUAGAAUCCUGGGGGUUAAGGUUUUGAGUAAAGCAACCUAUCUGGGGAAUGUAGGUUGAAACCAGACUUCUCAUAUAGAAAAAUGUAGAGAUCCGUGUAUAUUCUUGGUGGACUCAGGAGUAUACUGAAAAUACAAAUAGCUAGCUAACGCCACGUGUUAACCAUGGCUUACCAUUAGAAUAUACAUACCUCCAUUUUCUCACAACUGAUUGCUUUGUUUUGUCUUGCUGAUUUCAUGGUGUCAAUUACUGGAGGAACUCCGAGCUCUCCACCUCAGUGGUUAUGACUGCAGUUCUGUACUGUGCCAGAUGAAACAAGAAACAGGUCUCUGUGUUGGCGCGCGCCAGUGGGCUCUGACUAGGCGUUUUCUGCUUUUGUUGACAGCCAAGGAACAGAGGCCAGGGGAAGUGAACGCUCACCCUAGAAUCCCAUGUAGCUUUUGCUAGUACCCAACCCUGGUGAGUGGGUGUCAGUGUUUAAGGCUAAAAAAAAAAAAGGAAUUCUCCAAAGUCAGUAUCGUUUUUCAAUCCCACAUCAACCCCAUCCUGUAACCACUGCAUUAAAAAUAUAAGAUUAGUGGCCUGACGUUUCACAUCCUGCCUAGGUGAAGGCUUGGCUGCCUGCGUUCUUGCUGGCAUUUUGGUUUCUGCCUCGGCACUUUGCCUUGUAGAGAGAAGGCCAACAUUUGCUUAUGAUUUCUGGGAUGUGCUUAUGAGAAUGGGAUUUUCCAGGUGUUGAGGGCUGUUCUGUGCAUCUUAAACCGUUUUAGCUCUUAGUCAGAUUCAGGGUCAACAGGUUAAACUGCAGACUGAGAAAUGUCAAGAGAAAAAUACAGUUCGAGUAAUGGCCUUUUAUCCGUCUCAGCCUUGCCAGAAUUAUCUUCAGUUGUGGAGCCCCUCGCUUCGUUACAUCAAUCCCUUCAAAACUCUGAAAUUUUUGUUCUUUGGUUAACGUACUCUGCACCCAGUGAGGCUUACAUAACUUAUUUCCAAACUAGAAUUGCUCUAAGAAGAGUCUUAGGAAAAGGAUGGAAGGUCUGAAAUAGUCAAGGCUUAAAUUUAGUCACAGGAAAAGCUGUACUAGUGCCUACGGUUGGAAAAUGUUUCCUUUUUCAAUAAGAAGGGAGAGGGCAACCUGUGUUCCUGCCCGCCUCCCACCCCUCGGCGAGGCCCUUCGAGGUCCUGCUUCUGCCGUGGCGGAAAGCGUUCCGCUGCCAUGUUUAAGUCCAGUGAUCGAUUGGGGCUUUAUUGUCGUUAAGACCUUCGUGAACAGGACAAUACACUGAUUACCAGGACUCUUUCUCCCUCACAUCUGUCCAGACAACUGCUCGUAUAUCAGGGAUUAAAGAGGAUAAAGGAAACACACAAACCUUCCCUCACUUAGCAUGUCGACUCCUCCCUCCAAGCACCACUGAACUCCGCUGGAUCUCUGGGGAUUCUGAGUUGGGAAGAAUG
This is a messenger RNA of Lagenorhynchus albirostris (white-beaked dolphin), 2996 nucleotides long. It is a transcript of the gene CCDC25, whose product is annotated as coiled-coil domain containing 25. Lineage: Eukaryota; Metazoa; Chordata; Mammalia; Artiodactyla; Delphinidae. The transcript is spliced from 9 exons. The coding region runs from base 92 to 883 and encodes 263 amino acids. The record is from RefSeq and is a predicted model, not a curated record.